This is a messenger RNA of Cuculus canorus (common cuckoo), 3259 nucleotides long. It is a transcript of the gene NADSYN1, whose product is annotated as NAD synthetase 1. NCBI's taxonomy places the organism in Eukaryota, Metazoa, Chordata, Aves, Cuculiformes, Cuculidae. Gene Ontology annotation, cellular component: cytoplasm. Gene Ontology annotation, molecular function: NAD+ synthase (glutamine-hydrolyzing) activity; ATP binding; glutaminase activity. Gene Ontology annotation, biological process: NAD+ biosynthetic process. The record is from RefSeq and is a predicted model, not a curated record. The transcript is spliced from 21 exons. The coding region runs from base 17 to 2101 and encodes 694 amino acids.
AGGUGGCGGGACAACCAUGGGCAGGGCUGUCACCAUCGCCGCCUGCGCCCUCAACCAAUGGGCUCUGGAUUUUGAGGGCAACCUCGAGAGGAUUUUCAGAAGUAUUGACAUGGCAAAGUGCCGAGGAGCCCGGUACCGGCUUGGUCCAGAGCUCGAGAUCUGUGGUUAUGGCUGCUCGGAUCACUAUUAUGAGUCUGACACGCUCUUGCAUUCAUUUCAAGCUCUGGCAAAACUUUUGGAGUCUCCAGCUACUCAAGAUAUUAUCUGUGAUGUGGGAAUGCCUGUUCUGCACAGAAAUGUUCGCUACAAUUGUCGAGUGAUAUUUUUAAAUAAAAAAAUUCUUUUGAUCAGACCCAAAAUAUCAUUGGCAAAUGCAGGAAACUACAGGGAACUUAGGUGGUUCACCCCAUGGAACAAAGCAAGGCACGUGGAGGAAUAUUUUCUACCCAGGAUAAUUCAGGAAGUGACUGGACAGGAAACUGUUCCUUUUGGGGAUGCAGUGCUAGCAACCAAAGAUACCUGCCUCGGGGCAGAAAUAUGUGAAGAACUCUGGGCACCAAACAGCCCUCAUAUUGAAAUGGGACUUGACGGUGUGGAAAUUUUCACUAAUUCCUCUGGGAGUCACCAUGUGCUGCGGAAGGCUCACACCCGUGUGGAUUUGGUGAAUUCUGCAACAGCAAAGAAUGGUGGAAUAUAUAUUUUAGCUAACCAGAAAGGCUGUGAUGGUGAUCGGCUGUAUUAUGAUGGCUGUGCCAUGAUUUCAAUGAAUGGAGAAACAAUUGCGCAAGGAUCCCAGUUUUCACUCGAUGACGUGGAGGUGCUGGUUGCCACUCUGGACUUGGAGGAUGUUCGAAGUUACAGAGCAGAGAUUUCAUCUCGUAACUUAGCGGCAAGCAAAGUGCACCCUUAUCCCAGAGUAAAAGUGAAUUUUGCUCUGUCAUGUUCUGAUGAUGUCGCUGUACCUACUUGUAUGCCAAUUCAGUGGAGACAUCAUAGUCCCGAGGAGGAGAUCAGCCUUGGUCCUGCAUGUUGGCUUUGGGACUAUUUAAGGCGCAGCAAACAGGCAGGAUUUCUCUUACCUCUUAGUGGUGGAAUUGACAGCUCUGCUACAGCUUGCAUAGUAUACUCCAUGUGUCACCAGGUGUGCCUGGCAGUCAAGAAUGGAAAUGCAGAUGUGCUGGCUGAUGCACGCAGGAUUGUGAAUGAUGAGACCUAUGUCCCUGAGGACCCUCGAGAAUUUUGCAAGCGUAUCUUUACCACUUGCUACAUGGCUAGUGAGAACUCCUCCCAGGAUACUUGCAACAGGGCUAAGCUUCUGGCUGAGCAAAUAGGCAGCUAUCACAUCAAUCUGAACAUAGAUGCGGCUGUGAAAGCUAUUGUGGGAAUUUUCAGCAUGGUGACAGGUCGAACUCCCUGUUUUUCUGUCUACGGGGGGAGCAGCCGAGAAAACCUGGCACUCCAGAAUGUGCAGGCUAGAAUAAGAAUGGUCCUUGCCUACCUGUUUGCUCAGCUGACGCUUUGGACUCGUGGGAUGCCAGGAGGGCUUCUGGUGCUGGGAUCAGCCAAUGUGGAUGAAAGUCUCCGAGGCUACUUGACGAAGUACGAUUGCUCAAGUGCUGAUAUCAAUCCCAUCGGUGGAAUCAGCAAGGACGAUUUGAAGAACUUCAUACAAUAUUGCAUUGAAAAUUUUCAGCUCACGGCCCUCAGAAGUAUCAUGUCAGCUCCACCGACUGCUGAGUUAGAGCCCCUCGUGGAUGGACAAGUGGCUCAAACUGAUGAGGCAGAUAUGGGGAUGACAUAUGCAGAGCUCUCCAUCUAUGGCAAAUUGAGAAAAAUUGCAAAGGCUGGACCAUACAGUAUGUUCUGUAAGCUGGUUAAUAUGUGGAAGGAAAUUUGUACUCCAAGAGAGGUGGCAUCAAAGGUUAAGCAUUUCUUCAGGAUGUAUUCCAUUAACAGACAUAAAAUGACCACCCUCACCCCUUCCUACCAUGCUGAAAACUACAGUCCCGAUGAUAACCGCUUUGACUUGAGGCCUUUCCUUUAUAACACCACAUGGUCCUGGCAAUUCAGAUGUAUUGAUAAACAGAAGGAAAAGAGCUAAGAGGAGGCUGAGAUUGCUGGGAGUUGCCAGAUUUGCCCUUGGAGUCUUAAUGUCAUUCAGCUCCACUAAGCUGAAAGUUCCACCCGAUGAAAUUACUAGUGGUUAAGAGCAACACCAGGAACUCCAGUAGCACUGUCUGUUGCUUCUGCCAUUGACUUAUGUCUGUGGUAAAGGACGUGUGGUCAGAACAUGCACUUGAACAAUUUCUAUUUGCCAAAAUGUUAACUGGGAUUUUAAUAGCUGGCAUAAUUUGGAGGAGCUGUGACACAGCUCAGAAGAAAGCUGGCACACGUACCCGCAAGGAUUGAGUAUCUAUAGUCCGUUCUGCUUUUUCCAGCGCUUACUGGCCGUACCAGAAGAGUAGCUACAUUUGAUCAACCCAAAAGAUUUAUUGACCUGACUGUUCAUUAGCAUAUCUUCUGUGACCAGUAGCACAUGCUGAACAAAGAACAUAAGAACAUGGAAUUUAUAGUAUGAUGUCCCUGUAUAUCCCCAUAGAUUUAGGGAAUGUAAAACUGAAUUUUCCAGAGCUAGAGAUAAGAUAAUGUGCAGAAUAUUGUGUUUACUUCAUGCUCUUUGUCUGUCCUCCUUGAGUUUGUAGAAUCCUCUCUGAAACUAUUUAUAUUGUUAGUUUUAUCAACAGCUUAGCCUAAUAUAAGGCAAUUCCUUUUCUCAAGUUUUAAGAACAGCGACAGUUUUAUAAAACUCUUUGUGUGCAUCAAAAGCAUUUCCUGUGUUCAUUUUAAUUAUUCUAGGCACACGGUUACAGGCAGGAUUCUGGGCUGUGGCCUGAUCUGAUCUGACAGCUGUCACUGAAAGGGGCAGUCGUGCCUUCCUUCCAGUCUCUUCUGGCUUCAGAGAUGGCUUUGGUGCUUGUCUCACUCCUUAGUCAGCCAAGUGAAGUUGCUAAACUGACAAAAAACUAGGAAGUGAUGGGAGCAUGCAGCCUGGAGGAGGUUUAGGGGUGGGUGGGAAAAAAGUUUGACCUUCUGUUUUGACUGCAACUAACAGUCUGUUCAGCUCAGUUGUCCCCUAGAGUGUAUCCCGCUGUCAGUUCCUGAUAAAUCUGGGCUCUACACUGUUUUUUGAUGGAAGUCUGAAAAGACAGAAGACAUUAAACGCAAACUGAUUUUUACUGUUGAAUUGGUAUCCUUUUCA